UUCACUUCACUUCUGUUCUCUGUUCCGUUGAGUGAUCAAUCAUUCACGCACUUUCCAUUCUCUCUCUCUCUCACACACACUUUCUAUUUCAUUAUCUGAGUUUUUUUUUAUUAUUAUUCUUUUUCUUUCGUUUUUUCAAUUCUCCGUUUCCCAAAUCCAUGAUUGCAUCUGGCGUCGAACUGCUUGCGCCGCCGCCGACGACUCCCGAUCUCCGGUGACCGGAAACCGAUUCUAUGUUCAGCUCGAGUCCCGCUAUGGGAAGCCGCAACAACACCACCCUGGAGACGGUGAGCGCUGCGGCCACAGCCAUCGUCACCGCCGAAUCCAGAGUUCAACCGACCGCCGCGCCGGCCUUGUUGUGUACCGAGAAAACAACGUGCCAAGGACGGGGGAAAAUGGGGAUCUCGUGUUCUGUGUUUGCUGUUUCGAGUUUUGUGUCUAAUGUUUCUCUGUUUUCUGUAUUUUAUUUUUUAUUUUUUAUUUUAUUUUCAUGGUGAAGGUCUGGUCUAGUCUUGUUUGACUGGAUGGUGGUGGCGUCGAAAGAAAAAACGUUGGGGAGGCUGCUGGAGCCAAUAUUGGUGCUUUGGAUCUUGUAAAAGCAGUAAAAGCAGCAAACGAAUUGGCCAUGCUGUCCUUGUUCCUGAACCUGUUGCACCAACUGGUCCAGCUGCUGCUGCUGCUGCUACUGCACCACCAAAUCCUUCAACUGCCAUUGUAAUGCCAUUCAUUGCCCCUCCAUCUUCUCCUGCAUCUUUAAUCCAAUCUGAUCCACCAUCUGCUAUUCAAUCACCGCCUGGAUUACUUUCACUCUCUUCUCUUGCGGCCAAUGCUUACUCUUCUGGUGGUCCAGCAUCCAUGUUCACCAUUGGUCCAUAUGCCUAUGAGACUCAACUAGUUUCUCCGCCCGUAUUUUCCAACUUCACAACUGAACCAUCCACUGCUCCUUUUACUCCCCCACCCGAAUCUGUGCAUCAAACAACGCCUUCAUCCCCUGACGUUCCAUUUGCUCAAUUGUUGGCAUCUUCACUGGACAGGGCUCGGAAAAGUAAUGGGAAUCAAAAGUUUGCAUUAUACAAUUAUGAUUUUCAGCCUUACCAACAAUAUCCUGGAAGCCCAGGUGGCCAACUGAUAUCACCUGGAUCAGCAUUUUCAACUUCUGGCACUUCUACCCCGUUUCCUGAUAGACCCCCUACUCUCGAAUUCCGCAAAGGGGAAACACCAAAGAUCUUGGGUGUUGAACACUUCUCCACCCAAAGAUGGAGUUCAAGACUAGGAUCUGGAUCAUUGACACCAGAUGGUGCUGGGCAAGGUUCAAGACUUGGCUCAGGAUCCGUGACUCCUGACGGUGUUGGGCUUGCUUCGCGGAUAGGUUCUGGGUGUGUGACACCUGAUGGUCUGGGGCAGGAAUCCAGAAUAGGUUCUGGCUGCUUGACACCUGAUGGUGCUGGGCCCACCAAUCAAAACAUCUCUGUGGAAAACCAGAUUUCUAGGGAAGCAACUCUUGCUAACUCGGACAGUGGACAUCCAAGUAAUGCAACAUUGGUUGAUCACAGAGUUUCAUUUGAAUUAACUGGGGAAGAUGUUGCUCGGUGUCUUGCAAAUAAAACUGGGGUAUUGCUUAGAAAUAUGUCAGGGUCCUCACAAGGUAUACUGGCCAAAGACCCUGUUGACAGAGAAAGGGUGCAAAGAGACACCGAUACUAGCUGUAAUGUGUGUACAGAGAAAACAGAUGACAAGCCAUACAAUCGUACAGGAGAAGGAGAGCAAUGCUUCCAUAAGCAGAAUUCUGUAAAUUCUUCUAAAGAAUUCAAUUUUGACAGCAGUAAAGGAGUGGUUUCUGGUACUGGUGGCAGUGGCUCUGAAUGGUGGACUAACAGGAGGGUUGCCGGGAGGGAAGGUAGAUCAGCCAACAGCUGGGCUUUCUUCCCAAUGUUACAGUCAGAAAUGAACUGAGGUUUAGUUUACUACAAAAUGACUUAACCUGUAUGGUAUAAAGCAAAAAGGAUUUUCCAUUUCUCUGCAGAACCUCUAGUAUACUGAAUGUAUAUUUGAAGAAAUUGUCUUGAAUUCUGUUCAUCAUAUGCCUUUAGAAGAAUUUGCAGUAAAAGAAUGAUUGAGCAAGAGUCAGUUGAAACAACAGUUGUUAUAUUCCUUUAGGACCCAAGGUAGAAUGCAAGGGAAGCAUAGUGGUAGUAGGUAGGGUACCGAUAGUGGGUUAUAUUUAUAUAAUUAUGUGAAACAUUGCUUCUUGCAUUUCAUCGUUUCAAAUAUACAGAAAUAGCCAAGUAUAUGUAUUCCGUGUUGUGGAUUAUUGUAUUAUUUCCUAUCCAAUAAUAAAAAAAAAAUAUUAUAUUA
Molecule: messenger RNA, 2355 nt
Organism: Vigna unguiculata (cowpea)
Lineage: Eukaryota; Viridiplantae; Streptophyta; Magnoliopsida; Fabales; Fabaceae
Source: RefSeq, a predicted model, not a curated record